CCCCAAUCUGGCGUUCUCUCGUGUCCCCUCUUUCGAUCCUCAACUCCGUUUUCUCCCGCUUCAGAGAAAAUUCCCACUGCAGUCGAGAUCCUCGAAUAUUUUAAUUGCAUUAACAAUAUCUUGGAAUCGUGGGUCUCUUUCUAUUUCUAAUUCCUCGCUGCUGUAACAAUUAGACCUUCAAGCUGGGAGAGAUGCUAUCUGGAAUUAAGAUUAUACCGAGGGAUCAACUUAAUAAAGCGGAUUCUGAUGAAGAGAUAAAAAGUUCGACGAAGAAGGAGAAGAGAGAGAGGAAGAAGAAAGAUAAGAGGAGGAGUAGUAGGAAAGAGAGGGAGUACACUUUGGAUUCUGAUGACGAUGGGUCCAGUUCUUUGCGGAGUGGGAGCGAGAGUGAAGAAGAGAGGCGGUCGACGAGGAAGAGGAAGGGGAGAAGAAAGGAGAGAGAUUUAGAGGAUUGCAGUUCCUCUGAUGAGUAUGAGAAGAAAAAGGGAGGAAAGAAGAAGGAAAGAAAUGAAUUAUCAGAUGAUGGAGAUAGAGGCCUCUUUUCUCAAAGAGAGAAGGAACUUGCGAGGAAGGAGAUAGGAUUGGAGUGGAUGCUUUACUCAGGACGGACAGUUGAUAACAAUGCAGUGAGAAAUGAAAUCGAGCAUGAAGAGCCUCAAGUUGAAGAGGUAAAAAGGACAAAUCGAAGAGAACUAAAUCCAUAUCUUAAAGACAAUGGGAGUGGUUACCCUGAUGAUGCCUCACCCUUAGAGGUUGGCACUAGUCAGCUUCUUUCUUCUUCUGUAGUGGGUGAUGGUGGUGCAAGCUGGCGGUUGAAAGCCUUGAAACGUGCAAGAGAGCAAGCAGCUCGUGAAGGACGGAAGCUUGAUGAGGUAGUUGAAGAACGAUGGGGCUCUUUGGGUCACUUGGCUACUUCUGUUGCAGCUCAUAGAGCUGCCCCUUCUCAUGCUCAUUUGCAUGCCAUAAAAGGAAGGAAGAGGGGGCAAGUAGAAAGUUCUGAAUCUGGUACAGGUUUUGAAAUGAAGGAAGGUACCAAAGAAGCACAACAUGCUUCCCGUGAUUAUUUACGAGAUGGAUCUUCUCGGCCUGAAAUGAGGAAGCCUAAACAAGAUUCUUUACAUUGGAAAAAGAACAAAAUACAAAAUAUUCGUUCAGAGGAUAGGUCUCUCAUAUCUGCUGCAAUUUCAGGCAUAAAUAAGUUUGCUGAUGAUGGAAGCUUUAUGCAGAGCAUAUCCAGUCAGCGGAGUAAGGAUGUUGAUGUUUGUAUUAGUCCUCAAUCAAGUAAAGAAGCUGACAUUCUUAGGGAAAAUGAUGUGGGCUCUUCUCUGGUUAGAAACUCAAAUAUGGUCCCUUCACUUAAUACACAACGGUUAAGCGCAAAUCAGCUGGCAGCUAAAGUGAUGCAGCUGAGAAUGAAAGGAAUGCAUGAAGAAGCUGAGCAACUUUCGAAAGAGAUGAAGACUGUGAUUGGUAAGCCCGCUACAGACAGUGAAGCAGCUAGACAAGGAACUGAGACCAAUACAAGCAGGUAUUUUGAGAAGCAGAUUUCUUCUCAGCGGAAGAAAAAGGAAGAAGAUGCUGAUUUGCAUCUGGCCCAGACAAUAAUGCGUAACAAAAAGUAUAGCUUGUCUGGUAGGGCAGAUGAUGAAUAUGAUUAUGAUGGUGAUGCUCCCAGCAGAAAACAAAACCGUAAAAAAGAGGGAAAGCAUGAGGAGAAAAAAACUUUCUCAAAGCACUUCCAAACUCAGCAAGAACGCUGUCAAUUUUGUUUCGAAAAUCCAUUAAGACCAAAACAUCUUGUUGUUUCCAUUGGAAAUUUUACAUACAUGAUGCUCCCUCAAUGGCAGCCUCUUGUUCAAGGACACUGUUGCAUUUUGCCGAUGCAGCAUGAGUCUUCUAUGAGAACUGUUGACAAGAACGUGUGGGAGGAAGUACGCAACUUCAAAAAGUGCCUCUUAAGGAUGUUUUCAGCGCAAGAUAAAGAUGUUUUGUUCAUUGAAACCGUUAUAGAUUUAGCAAGGCAACGCAGACAUUGCUUAAUCGACUGCAUUCCUAUACCAUAUGCUGCUUCUGCAAAGGCGCCUAUGUAUUUCAAAAAGGCAAUUGAUGAGGCCGAGGAUGAGUGGGGCCAGCAUGAGAUGAAGAAGGUAAUCCCAACCAGUGGGAACCUAAGAAACGUAAUUCCUGAAAACUUUUCCUACUUCCAUGUAGAGUUUGGCCUUGAUAAAGGAUUCGUCCAUGUUAUUGAUGAUGAUGCCAACUUCUCGAGUAGCUUUGGCUUGAAUAUUGUCAGAGGUAUGCUUCGUCUUCCGGAAGAGGACAUGCACAGGAGACGGAGGGUGGAGCCUGUGGAUAAACAAAAGCAGGCUGUCGCCGAUUUUGCCAGAGAGUGGGCACCUUUUGAUUGGACGAAAGAUCUUGAUUAAGAAAGGAAGAACUGAAAUUGUAAAUAGAGGAGAAAAAUUGCGACAUACUCUUGGUGCACGCAUAAAAUGCGAUUGAGAGGUUUGGUUUUCCUACGUAUAUGAUGAUAUUUGUUGCUAAGUAAAUUCUCGAUUAGUAGGCAGAUAUCCCACUUACUACGUGAGAGGGAUUGUUGGUGAAGCAAGGUUUUGUUCCUAAUUAUUUUUUACAGUUGGUUUUGUUUUGGACCAUCAUCUCCCCAGGACCAAAUAAAACUGAUUUAGUUUAA
Asparagus officinalis (garden asparagus) is the source of this 2692-nucleotide messenger RNA. Its product is annotated as CWF19-like protein 2. Gene Ontology annotation, cellular component: post-mRNA release spliceosomal complex. Lineage: Eukaryota; Viridiplantae; Streptophyta; Magnoliopsida; Asparagales; Asparagaceae. Bases 192 to 2426 code for a protein of 744 amino acids. The record is from RefSeq and is a predicted model, not a curated record. The transcript has 11 exons. Gene Ontology annotation, biological process: mRNA splicing, via spliceosome.